Messenger RNA from Oppiella nova, 1026 nucleotides. NCBI's taxonomy places the organism in Eukaryota, Metazoa, Arthropoda, Arachnida, Sarcoptiformes, Oppiidae. The record is from the annotation of a GenBank genome assembly.
UUCUCGUUUUGCGUAAUCGGUUACGCCGUCACUGUCUAUAUAAUAAUCGCCGGCAUUGUGUUCAUUAGGCUACAGCCAAAACAGACCUGGGGCUUUUUCAUACCGUUCUACAUAAUCGUGGGCAUCGUGAGUUUCAUAAUACCGACCAUAGGUGUACUGGGUACAUUCAACGAGCACUUUGGGCUGUCCAUUGCCUACGCCAUACUCAUGGCACUGACCACCAUAUCCACUAUAACGGUCGUAAUACGCAAUGUGGCCCAUUUACCAAGCUUAAUAUUCAACAUAGCAUGCACAAUUUUGGCCUUUGUAUUCGCCUCCGACUGUCACCGUAUCAAACAGGACCGGCUCAUGAGUAUAGCCACGACUAUGGCCACGAGGCAGACAUUUUUCGUGGUGGACGCCAUGCCCUCCCAGCCCUCUAUCGACCCUAAUUUGAAUCAGUUGUACCAAACGGUACGCACGCAAAUGAAUGGACCCCUAUUGCCACCCCAGACCACACCGGUAGGCAAUACCGCGUAUGCGAGACCAGUAGUUUCACACGUAGGUGGAGCCCUUCAAAUGGGAGGGGUAUCACAAAUGGGUGUGGCAUCGAAAAUGGACGUAGGCUUACAAAUGGGUGGCAUAUCGCAUAGGGUGGCGCCUACAUCUCAUGGACAGGUAACUUAUUUUGGAGAUGGAGGGGCUCAACAAGUAGUCAGUGCCUCGUCUAUGGGCUGGCAGGCAAUGGAUGGUCAAUAUGUCGGUGACUAUCAGUCGGGAGGCCAACGAAGUAAUGGUGGGUUUAUGGCCGAUAACCUACGUUUAGGUGGCGUUCCCUUCAGUGGUUUACAAAUUGCUGAUACUAAGGACGAUAGGUUUGAAGGGAAUAGUAGCCGGAAAGGUAGCCAAGGAAACGGGGAGUUGUAUAACGGGAUGAAUCAGAUACCCAUUGUGACCCCCAUUGAGAAUUCACUGGACUUUUGUGCUGCCUGCUAUCCGUGUCCACCACUCCAGUACCUCCUAAUUAACCGCACAUUCCUAACGUAA